Molecule: messenger RNA, 2510 nt
Organism: Apodemus sylvaticus (European woodmouse)
Lineage: Eukaryota; Metazoa; Chordata; Mammalia; Rodentia; Muridae
Gene: Lmbrd1
Product: LMBR1 domain containing 1
Exons: 16
Coding region: 55-1668 (537 amino acids)
Biological process (GO): protein localization to vacuole
Cellular component (GO): vacuolar membrane
Source: RefSeq, a predicted model, not a curated record
CGUCCCUUCCCUCCCCUCCCCUCCCCUUUGGGUUUAUCGGGACCGGAAGCGAAGAUGGCGGCGGCGGCGGCCGAGCUGGUGAUCGGCUGGUGCAUCUUCGGCCUCUCGCUCCUGGCUAUUUUGGCCUUUUGCUGGGUCUACGUUCGUAAAUACCAGAGUCAGCGGGAAAGUGAGGUGGUUUCCACUGUGACAGCCAUUUUCUCACUGGCCGUCGCACUUAUCACAUCAGCGCUGCUGCCGGUGGAUAUAUUUUUGGUUUCUUACAUGAAAAAUCAAAAUGGCACAUUCAAGGACUGGGCUAAUGCCAAUGUCACGGUGCAGAUUGAGAACACCGUUCUGUAUGGCUACUAUACUCUGUAUUCUGUAAUUCUGUUCUGUGUGUUCUUCUGGAUCCCUUUUGUUUACUUCUACUACGAAGAGAAGGAUGACGACGACGCCAGCAAAUGCACCCAAAUUAAAACGGCGCUUAAGUACACUUUGGGAUUUGUUGUGAUCUGCGCACUGCUGCUUCUUGUUGGUGCCUUUGUGCCGCUGAAUCUGCCCAACAACAACAAUUCUACAGAAUGGGAGAAGGUGAAACUCCUGUUUGAAGAUCUUGGAACUGGUCAAGGUCUGGCCGCUCUGUCGUUUUCCAUCAGCUCUCUGACCUUGAUUGGGAUGCUGGCAGCCAUAACCUACACAGCCUACGGCAUGUCGGCGUUACCUCUGAACCUGAUAAAGGGCACCAGGAGCACUGCCUACGAGCGCCUGGAGAACACUGAGGACAUCGAGGAAGUGGAGCAGCACAUCCAGACAAUCCGGUCCAAGAGCAAAGAUGGCCGACCUUUAUCAGCGAGGGAUAGACGUGCCUUAAAGCAAUGUGAAGAGAGAUUAAGAACGCUUAGGAAAAGAGAGCGACACUUGGAAUUUAUUGAAAACAGCUGGUGGACGAAAUUUUGUGGUGCCCUGCGCCCCCUGAAGAUUAUUUGGGGAAUAUUUUUCAUCCUGGUUGCAUUGCUGUUUGUAAUUUCUCUCUUCCUGUCAAAUUUGGAUAAAGCUCUUCACUCAGCGGGAAUAGACUCGGGUUUCAUCAUCUUCGGAACUAACCUGAGCAACCCACUGAAUAUGCUUUUGCCUUUGCUACAAACAGUGUUCCCUCUUGAUUACAUUCUUAUAACGAUUAUUAUUAUGUACUUUAUUUUUACUUCGAUGGCAGGAAUUCGAAAUAUUGGCAUAUGGUUCUUUUGGAUUCGAUUAUAUAAAAUCAGAAGAGGGCGAACCAGGCCCCAGGCGCUCCUGUUCCUCUGCAUGAUCCUUCUGCUCAUUGUCCUUCACACCAGCUAUAUGAUCUACAGCCUCGCUCCGCAGUACGUGAUGUACGGAAGCCAGAACUACUUGAUAGAGAGCAAUAUCACUUCUGAUGCCCAUAAAGGCAAUUCAACCCUCGCUGUGCCAAAAAGAUGUGAUGCAGAUGCCCCUAAAGAUCAGUGUACUGUUACCCGAACAUACGUUUUCCUCCACAAAUUCUGGUUCUUCAGUGCUGCAUACUAUUUUGGUAACUGGGCCUUUCUUGUGGUGUUCUUGAUCGGAUUAAUUGUAUCCUGCUGUAAAGGGAAGAAGUCAGUCAUAGAAGGAGUGGAUGACGAUUCGGACUUAAGUGAUGAUGAGCCGUCCACCUACUCCGCGUGAACAGCUUCUGUCCUAAGGGCUUAAUGAAGCUAGCUGAAUACCUGUUAGAGGUUUUCAAAGGUUUAAAGUAACAUUAAAAUGAACUGUCUAGCUUUCAUCAGAAGUGAGAGCAUGGCCAUUAAAAAGAACUAUAUUUUUUAUGUUUCCUGAAGUAACAUUAUUGUAUCAUAGAUUAACAUUUGAAAUUGCUAUAAUACUGUGUAAAUACAAAAGUUUCCAUGUUUGUGAGGGAAUGUUUGUGGAAAUUUUUCUUUAUUGUAUAAUAGUGUUAAAUUUAUUAAAAUCUUACAGAAUAUACAUUCCCUUUGUUGCUUUUUAAAAACACAAGAAGUCACUUUGUCUUGUGCCUUAGGGUCUCUGGAAUAAUGUGAAGCUUUUAAGUAUCUUCCUCUGAUUGGCUAAACAGUGUCGCAGUAUUGCUUAUGGAUAAGCAUAACUCACGGGCAGCUUGCUUUCAAUUUUGUCCAUAAAAUUAUGAGUCUAACUCAAGUAGAGUUUAUGAAACAUUGUUAAGCUGCUUAAGACUGUGGUAUUCUAAGAUGUGUUCCAAGUUUCAGUGUUCAAAUCUUAAUCCAUGGAGUGUUGCUAUGUCCACAAGAAUAUACUGGUCAAUGUAGAUAUGAUUUGUUUUCGAGAAGACUUUGAAACUUGGAUUAUCAUAAAUGGAAAUAUCAAGAGCAAUGAAUGCGGAAGGUUGAGUUUACUAAGUGUUGUAAGAUAUGUAAUGUCAUACUUAGCUGCAUUUCAUGGAAACCUGUGAAAGAAAAUGAAAGUUGUGUUAUUCACAAGUUUUCCAACUGUGUUCUGGGCGGUGAAAAUAAACUAAAAUUUGCUAAUGUCAA